Penicillium maclennaniae is the source of this 600-nucleotide messenger RNA. RefSeq names its product EKC/KEOPS complex subunit CGI121/TPRKB. The record is from RefSeq and is a predicted model, not a curated record. The coding region runs from base 1 to 600 and encodes 199 amino acids. The transcript is spliced from 3 exons. Gene Ontology annotation, biological process: telomere maintenance via recombination; tRNA threonylcarbamoyladenosine modification. Gene Ontology annotation, cellular component: cytosol; EKC/KEOPS complex; nucleus. NCBI's taxonomy places the organism in Eukaryota, Fungi, Ascomycota, Eurotiomycetes, Eurotiales, Aspergillaceae.
AUGGCGCUUCUGGAGACGAUCGAAAUACCUCACCUUCCUCCGUCACUACCAGUUCACGUGGCGCUGUAUCGAAAUGUCGAAAACGCCGACUAUCUGAAGCAGCAAUUGCUUGCCGGCAAUUCGGAGUUUGAAUAUGCCUUAAUUGAUGCUAGCAUGGUUUUAUCACGAGCCCACGCGAUCACUGCAAUUUUUCGAGCUAUCAAUGAUUACAUGAACAGCCGGCUUAAGUCCCGCAAUGUGCACUCCGAGAUUGUGUUCUCAUUUAGCUCUACGAACAAUAUUGCGGAUUCUUUCCGUAAAUUCGGCAUUGCCGACUCCACUAAAGAUCUGCUGGUCGUCAAAGUCUCCGUGGUCCCGGAGAUAACCCACGACUCCGUGGCGGCGCACCUGGAAGCAUCUGUCAAGGGGACCCCCGUUCCAUUCAAUGACGAGACAUUAUCACAAGUCUCUGACAUCGGAAAGAUCAAGAAAUUCUACAAGCUCGGUGCCUUGCCCGAUCCCAAGCCUAUCUCCACUGGGGCUAAUGGUGUCCACGCCAAUGAUGCCAAAAGUCGUUUGGAACUCUCGUUGCUGGGUGCUAUUGCCUUAAGGGGAUCAUGA